Dipodomys ordii (Ord's kangaroo rat) is the source of this 2340-nucleotide messenger RNA. It is a transcript of the gene Smu1, whose product is annotated as smu-1 suppressor of mec-8 and unc-52 homolog (C. elegans). Lineage: Eukaryota; Metazoa; Chordata; Mammalia; Rodentia; Heteromyidae. Gene Ontology annotation, cellular component: precatalytic spliceosome. Gene Ontology annotation, molecular function: protein binding. The transcript is spliced from 12 exons. The coding region runs from base 72 to 1544 and encodes 490 amino acids. The record is from RefSeq and is a predicted model, not a curated record. Gene Ontology annotation, biological process: mRNA splicing, via spliceosome.
GGUGUCGUUGGUGACUUGCGCGGCGGCGGCGUCUGGGAGGAAAGCGGGGCCUGCUCGGGAGCGAUACCGCGAUGUCGAUCGAAAUCGAGUCUUCCGAUGUGAUCCGUCUUAUCAUGCAGUACUUGAAGGAGAACAGUUUACAUCGGGCCUUGGCUACCUUACAAGAGGAGACUACCGUCUCUCUGAAUACAGUGGACAGCAUUGAGAGUUUUGUGGCUGACAUUAAUAGUGGCCAUUGGGAUACUGUUUUACAAGCUAUACAGUCUCUAAAAUUGCCAGACAAAACCCUUAUUGACCUCUAUGAACAGGUUGUUCUGGAAUUGAUAGAACUCCGAGAAUUGGGUGCUGCCAGAUCACUUUUGAGACAGACUGACCCCAUGAUUAUGUUAAAGCAAACACAGCCAGAGCGGUAUAUUCAUCUGGAGAACCUCUUGGCCAGGUCUUAUUUUGAUCCUCGUGAGGCAUACCCAGAUGGAAGUAGCAAAGAGAAAAGAAGAGCAGCCAUUGCCCAAGCCUUAGCUGGGGAAGUCAGUGUGGUACCUCCAUCUCGUCUCAUGGCAUUGCUCGGACAGGCGCUGAAGUGGCAACAGCACCAAGGGUUGCUUCCUCCUGGUAUGACCAUAGAUUUGUUUCGAGGUAAAGCAGCUGUAAAAGAUGUGGAAGAAGAAAAGUUUCCUACACAGCUGAGCAGGCAUAUUAAGUUUGGUCAGAAAUCACAUGUGGAAUGUGCUAGAUUUUCUCCAGAUGGUCAAUAUCUGGUCACUGGGUCUGUUGAUGGAUUUAUUGAAGUAUGGAACUUUACUACUGGAAAAAUCAGGAAGGAUCUUAAAUACCAGGCACAGGAUAACUUCAUGAUGAUGGACGAUGCUGUCCUCUGCAUGUGUUUUAGCAGAGAUACAGAAAUGUUAGCAACUGGGGCCCAAGAUGGAAAAAUCAAGGUGUGGAAGAUUCAGAGUGGACAGUGUUUAAGGAGGUUUGAAAGGGCACACAGUAAAGGUGUCACCUGUCUAAGCUUUUCCAAAGAUAGCAGUCAGAUCCUUAGUGCCUCUUUUGACCAGACAAUCAGAAUUCAUGGUUUAAAAUCCGGGAAAACCCUGAAGGAAUUUCGUGGUCAUUCCUCUUUUGUUAAUGAAGCAACAUUUACACAAGAUGGACAUUAUAUUAUCAGUGCUUCCUCUGAUGGCACUGUAAAGGUUAAGUAUUUGAAACUGGUUCCUUUUGGGAUGUCUGCUUUACUUUUGUUCUUUGAGAAGGUUGCAGUCAUGAUAAUGGUAAUGAAUGUGUUGGAGAAGAUUGUCAGAAGCUUCAGCUCUGGUAAAAGAGAAGGUGGUGACUUUGUUUGCUGUGCUCUCUCUCCUCGUGGUGAAUGGAUUUACUGUGUGGGGGAAGACUUUGUGCUCUACUGCUUUAGCACAGUCACUGGCAAGCUGGAGAGAACUUUGACAGUUCACGAGAAGGAUGUGAUUGGUAUUGCACAUCAUCCUCAUCAGAAUUUGAUUGCUACCUACAGUGAAGAUGGACUCUUAAAGCUCUGGAAACCCUAAUUCACCUUUUAAAAAUCUGGCUUGAAGCAUGUACUUAGAAGACAUACUUAUGUGUUUGUUUUUUUCAGGUCAACUUUCUAAAAAAAAAGAAAAAAGAAAAAGUAUCCCAUUUAGCCAAGCAUAAUUAGUCUUAAAAAGUUACCCUUUUAAAAAUAUAUUUUUAAGAUUUUAGUUUUUCUGCUUAUAACUAUAGCAGACAUAUUACUGGUAUUUCUAGGAAAAAAAGAUGGACUUCUUUGAUUAUCUAAAAUCCUGAUUGCAAUUUACUUCCCAUCAUAAACCUUGUAAAUACCCCCAGUAUUCAGUAGCUGUUUUUUAAGAUGUUAAUAAAGCACACAUUUCUGGAUGCUUUGUAAAUAAAUAUUCAUCUCGUCAGUAUGUUUACUAAAAAUGGUGAGAGAACUCAUUAUCAUCAAGUCCUGAGUUCACAUUGAUAGCAGUUGGAUUGACUGACAUAAAAACUAUCAUAAUCUCAUGGUACUGUCUUUUUUGCUCAUUUUGAGCUGUGCCUUCUCCUAUGUUCAGUCUAACUUCAGGGAAUAUAGUCCCCCAUCUUCUGGUUGGAAAUAGUUGCAGGAUCAGUUGAGACCAGUUUUGGCAUCAUCUGUCAUGUGGAGGAGGGUUUGGCAUUGAAAAUGAGCUGCUGUUCUAGAUAAGCACUAUACCUUUUGAGCUACGCCCCUAGCCCAAUAUGCUGUUCUGAAAAAUUAGACAAGGACCUGAGAUUUAAGUCUUUUGUAAUGAUCAUAGUCAUCAGCUAAAAACAUUUCAAAGAUAAUAAAACUCUUAAAUAUUU